Molecule: messenger RNA, 375 nt
Organism: Symbiodinium sp. CCMP2592
Lineage: Eukaryota; Dinophyceae; Suessiales; Symbiodiniaceae
Source: the annotation of a GenBank genome assembly
AUGGCAGAUGAGAAGAAAUUGGUUUUUUCUUCAAAGGAUUUCACAGUUUUCGAAGAUGCAGUGCAAGGAACAUUGUCCCACUAUCAUUUCCUGGCGAAAGAUGCAUUGAAGAGGAAGCUUCUGAAAUACAGCAUCACCCAGAAGUUCCACCUCUUUUACCACUUCGGGCAGCAGUCAAAAUAUCUGACGCCGAGAUGUGUUUGGUGCUAUGGCCCUGAGUCGUACCUGGCGAUUGUGAAAGCUGUGACUGCAAGCUGCUCUCGUGGAACUGCCAGCUACCAGGUUGUGGGAAAGGUGCUUCAAAAGUUUAGCCUGGCUUUUCACUUGCUCUUAAAGGGCUUGUUGGACUUCGACACUGAGAAGCCGGAGGACUAA